AAUUGAGGCAAUGAGAGACUCUAAAUAAAUAUUUACUUCCAUGUAAAAUCAUUUGUGGUGUGUACACAUGUGUGAGACGAGUUCGUUCAGCCUCCAGUACCUAGCUACGUUUUGAAAUGAAACCAAUAAAGGACUGAAGCUAACAAUCUAAUUUUUCCCCCCCGCUCUCUGUUUACCUGUGAUCUUCAGCCACCAAUAAUCUGCUGCUCCUGGCUUCCAAAUGUUUCUAACAUUUCAGUGAUAACUCUAAAACUGAGCCACCUAAACCUUCGUCUUGCUUUGUGUGCUGCUGCUGCUUCCACUUUUGCCUUGAAAAAGCUAAGAAACUUGGAACCCCCAAAGGACAGGAGACAGAUAAUAGACUUUAAAAGGAAAAGAAAGCUAUCCAUUAUGAAUCUUAAGCUAAGUCUACGCAUCAUUCUCUUGCUCCCUGUGUACCUUUUGAUUAAUGUGUACAGUGUCCUUGUAUUCAUACCAUGGUAUUUUCUUACUAAUGCGAAGAAGAAAAAAACGAUGGCAAAACGCUUAAAAGCUAAGCCCGUCUUGGACAAACCCGGAAGCCCGUACCGAUCCAUUUCACAUCUUGAGUCAUUAGCCACGAUAGACUUCCCAGGAGCAGACACUCUGGAUAAAUUGUUUGACCAUGCGGUAGCAAAGUUUGGGAAAAAGGAUUGUCUUGGAACAAGAGAGAUCCUAAGUGAAGAGAAUGAGAUGCAGCCCCAUGGAAAAGUAUUUAAAAAGCUUAUCCUAGGAAACUAUCGAUGGCUGAACUAUGAAGAAACUAAUCAGAAAUUGAACCACUUUGGGAGUGGACUAGUUGCACUUGGGCUAAAGCCGAAGACCACGGUUGCUAUAUUUUGUGAAACUCGAGCCGAAUGGAUGGUUGCAGCACAAACCUGUUUCCGAUACAACUUCCCUCUUGUUACGUUAUAUGCAACCCUUGGAGAAGAAGCAGUAACCUAUGGACUGAAUGAAUCUGCAGCAUCCUAUCUAAUCACUAGCACAGACCUUUUGGAAAGCAAACUUAAGAAUGUACUGUCAGAAAUUCCCUGCCUCCGACAUAUCAUUUACGUGGAUAAGAAAACUAUCAAUAAGUCAGACUAUCCUAAAGGACUGGAGAUCCAUAGCAUGCAAGCUGUAGAAGAACUGGGAGCCAAACCAGAAAACUCAAACACUCCUCCGUCUCGACCCACUCCCACAGACAUGGCCUUAGUAAUGUAUACUAGUGGCUCCACUGGAAGGCCUAAAGGAGUUAUGAUGAUGCAUAAAAACUUGAUAGCUGGAAUGACAGGACAGUGCGAGCGGAUACCUGGAUUGGGACCCAAGGACACAUACAUUGGCUACUUGCCCCUGGCUCAUGUCUUGGAACUGACAGCAGAGAUUUCCUGUAUUACAUAUGGCUGCAGGAUUGGCUACUCUUCUCCACUCACGUUAUCUGACCAGUCAAGUAAAAUUAAAAAGGGAAGCAAAGGAGACUGUUCUGUUCUGAAACCCACACUGAUGGCAGCUGUGCCUGAAAUCAUGGAUCGAAUUUAUAAGAAUGUUAUGAGUAAAGUUCAAGAGAUGAACUACAUCCAGAAAACAUUGUUCAAAAUAGGUUAUGACUAUAAAUUGGAACAAAUCAAAAUGGGAUAUGAUGCACCCCUGUGUAACUUGCUGUUGUUUAAGAAAGUGAAAGCACUGCUAGGAGGGAACAUACGUAUGAUGCUUUCCGGAGGAGCGCCCCUUUCCUCCCAGACACAAAGAUUCAUGAAUAUCUGUUUCUGCUGUCCUGUUGGCCAAGGUUAUGGGCUAACAGAAACCUGUGGAGCCGGGACAAUUACAGAAGUCUCCGACUACAGUACUGGCAGAGUUGGAGCUCCUCUGAUCUGCUGUGAGAUUAAACUGAGAGACUGGCAAGAAGGAGGCUACACGACUAGAGACCAGCCAAACCCUCGGGGAGAGAUUAUAAUUGGUGGACCUAAUGUGUCUUUGGGAUACUUCAGGAAUGAAGAGAAGACGGCAGAAGAUUUCAUUGUUGAUGAAACUGGUCAGCGAUGGUUUUGUACUGGAGACAUUGGAGAGUUUCAUACUGAUGGCUGUCUACAAAUCAUAGAUCGUAAAAAAGAUUUGGUGAAGUUGCAGGCAGGAGAAUACGUGUCGCUUGGCAAAGUGGAGUCAGCCCUGAAAAACUGUCCUCUUAUCGACAACAUCUGUGCUUAUGCCAACAGCGACCAGUCUUAUGUCAUCAGUUUUGUGGUUCCCAAUCAGAAGAAACUCACCACCCUUGCUGAACAGAAGGGCGUGGCUGGCAUCUGGGUGGACAUCUGUAACAAUCCUAUCAUGGAAUCUGAAGUCCUGAAAGAGAUUAAGACAAUGGCUAACAAAAUGAAACUGGAGAGAUUUGAAGUACCAGUCAAAGUGCGUUUAAGCCCAGAGCCCUGGACUCCAGAGACUGGCCUAGUCACAGAUGCUUUCAAAUUGAAAAGGAAAGAGCUGAAGAACCAUUACCUCACUGACAUUGAGCGAAUGUAUGGAGGCAAAUAACCUCCAAACCACCUUGAGUCAGAAGCUGUUCCGGGUUCUUUCUAAGACUGAGUGAUGAAUUCCCCAAAGGUUGGCUGUAAAGAGGAACAGAGAGGUGGUGUUUUAUGAAACUGGUGAACACUCCACUUGAAAGAAGGAGCAGCUGUGCUGACUUCCUCUGUUACACUUCCAAGAUGCUGUCAAAGUGACUGACCACUGCCAUUGUUUCAUUGAUCACUCCCAGCUCUGAACGGCUGUGUUCAUAUGAAACUCCUUCCCUUGAUAAACCAUUGUUUCUACCUUGAUAUUCUUGCUCCUCUUAAGGAUUUAGAUGAUCUUUGAGGCUAAAAUGGAGGAAAAAACGAGUCCGAUUUUGACGCAUGCACUGUAUAUGGAAUGAGUAGAUGAAAGCAAGCUUGUACCUUCCAAAAUGCUGCUCAGAAAUCUGCAAUCUCAGGUCCUUUGCUAGAUAAAAGUAGCAUCUUUUAACUUUACUGUCAUUAGCAGUGCUAAGAGACAAAGGCAGGAAACUCCUCUCUUGAAAUGGUUCUUCCACAUAGCCAAAACUUGACAGUUCCAAGUGUAGUCCAAUGCACACAACUCUUAUGGAAUCAGUUUCACACCCUGUAGAGUCAUCGAAGUUUAGCGAUCAGUGAAAUCUUAAUGCCCGUGUUUAGAACAACAGUGCUGCCCCCAAGUUCUGUAUUCCGUUGCUCAUUAACUGGAUACUCGUCAGCCAUAGUUCGGGGUUGCUAGUGGACAUUUUGGCUGUGUGGAAAUACUUGGGGAAAGAGAGACAACUGUGGUACUUUUUUAAAAAGAGUAUUAAGGAUCCAGUCCCAAUUUUCUCCUUUUUACUCUACGCUGAAGAACUGUAAAUGCAGCUUUAAAAACCAGUAUUUCUCUCCAGUAUCUUCUGCCUUUCACUGAGCACAGGUCGCAUCAUUCUCAUGAUUUAAUUGUUCACAAGUAGCUGGGUUUAAUGUGGGAGGGGCAAGAAGAUUUUUAAAAAUGAGAUCUUCUGCAUGCCAAUACUGAGAGCAUUUCCACUGCCUAAGAGGAUAGCUAGAAGAACUGAAAGGUUUGUAAUCAGCAUUCAGAUGCAUCCCAUCUGGUCCUUAAGACUUGCACCCUGACACUGCCACAAUGAGUUGUUCCCUAUUCUGUCCCCAAAAGGUUUAAAAUCCUCUUUCAAACGGUGACAAGUUAGUGACCUUUGCCAUCUCUAACACUACUCUGGCUUGUAAUGGUAAUGCUGAGAACAAAACGUUUUCAGGUAAUUUAUUUACACUAUCUGACUUACUUUGAAAUUGGUGAGUCUAGACAUGGGAUGGCUAAAGUCGUUUGUAAACCGUCUCUGUCUUCACAGCCUUGUACUUCCCAAGUGUGACAUUUUGGGAUCUCUGUGCCAUUUCCUCCAAGCACAUCCAAACCAGGAAUUAAAUCCUUUUCGUUACACGUUUUGUGAUUCAUUUUGCAAGGGCAUUUCUAUUUAUCUUGUAAUACAUCCCACAAAACGACGUCACUGAGAAUUCCUUAUUUGUGAGUGAUGAAUUUGGUCUUUGCAAGGUUUUGUUUAAUGAGCUUGUCUGAAGGGGAAAUUAUUGUAUUUAUAUCUUUUGUCUUUUUCUGUUUGUGAAAAUAUUGAUUAAAAAACUGGAAUUUCUUGGUGUGCUGAGGAGAGACAGUAACGGCAGUGACUCUCCCGUGGUUUGUGUUUUUGUGUGCUGCAGUCAACAGAGUGUCUUUUAUUUUAGUUCAUGCUCUGGGCUUGAGUAUCUCUAAUAGCAGUUCUCACUUGAACCAGAAAUACUGUAAGAUGUGGCAAUUCUUGAUGCUGUUCUACUUUGCACUUUUUCUUAAUCCUUUUAUAUGUGUUGCUUCCAUUUUUGUACAGACGUGGCCCUCAAUUGCAAUGUAUUAUACUUUGACUUGGCUCUGAAGUAUUUAUAAAAUAGAUUUCUUUUAUUCAUAAUA
Messenger RNA from Elgaria multicarinata webbii, 4482 nucleotides. RefSeq names its product acyl-CoA synthetase long chain family member 4 (gene ACSL4). The transcript is spliced from 14 exons. Bases 391 to 2526 code for a protein of 711 amino acids. Lineage: Eukaryota; Metazoa; Chordata; Lepidosauria; Squamata; Anguidae. Gene Ontology annotation, biological process: long-chain fatty acid metabolic process; neuron differentiation; long-chain fatty-acyl-CoA metabolic process. Gene Ontology annotation, molecular function: arachidonate-CoA ligase activity. Gene Ontology annotation, cellular component: plasma membrane; lipid droplet; endoplasmic reticulum. The record is from RefSeq and is a predicted model, not a curated record.